Messenger RNA from Oryza sativa Japonica Group (Japanese rice), 1952 nucleotides. The record is from RefSeq and is a predicted model, not a curated record. Lineage: Eukaryota; Viridiplantae; Streptophyta; Magnoliopsida; Poales; Poaceae.
CCGCGACCCGCCGCGCCGCCCGCCCAAACCCUAGCCCUCCUCCUCCUCCUCGCCAUGGCCACCGUCUCCUCCCUCCCGUCCCCGGCGUUCCUGGCCGCCGACCCGGCCGCCGCGCUCCCCUCCGCCACCAUCCUCCGCUUCCCGCCAAACUUCGUCCGCCAGCUCAGCACCAAGGCCCGCCGCAACUGCAGCAACAUCGGCGUCGCGCAGAUCGUCGCCGCCGCCUGGUCCGACCCCGCGCGCCCCGCCUCCCUCCCCGGCGGCGCCACGGCCGAGGUUGGCGCCAUCCCCAACGCCAAGCUCGGCCAGCCGUCCGCCGCCGCAUUGGCCGAGCAGGCCCUGCUCGGUUCAGACGCCAGCCUCGCCGUCCACGCGGGCGAGAGGCUGGGCAGAAGGAUCGCCACAGACGCGAUCACCACGCCAGUAGUGAACACCUCGGCCUACUGGUUCAACAACUCGCAGGAGCUCAUUGACUUCAAGGAGGGGAGGCAUGCUAGCUUCGAGUAUGGGAGGUAUGGUAACCCGACCACUGAGGCAUUGGAGAAGAAGAUGAGUGCACUGGAGAAAGCCGAGUCCACUGUCUUUGUGGCAUCCGGGAUGUAUGCAAGUGUGGCUAUGCUCAGCGCGCUUGUUCCAGCAGGUGGGCACGUUGUGACCACCACUGAUUGUUACCGCAAGACGAGAAUUUACAUGGAGACUGAACUACCUAAGAGGGGAAUUACGAUGACCGUUAUUAGACCUGCUGACAUGGAUGCUCUCCAAAAUGCACUGGAUAAUAAUAAUGUAUCCCUAUUCUUCACCGAGACUCCUACUAAUCCAUUUCUGAGAUGCAUCGACAUUGAUCUUGUCUCAAAAAUGUGCCAUAGCAAGGGAGCAUUGCUUUGUAUUGAUAGUACCUUUGCAUCCCCAAUCAAUCAGAAGGCACUAACUCUAGGUGCUGACUUAGUUAUCCAUUCAGCAACAAAGUACAUUGCUGGGCACAAUGAUGUUAUUGGAGGCUGCAUCAGUGGCAGAGAUGAGCUAGUUUCCAAAGUCCGCAUCUAUCACCAUGUAGUUGGUGGUGUUCUAAAUCCGAAUGCUGCCUACUUGAUUCUUCGAGGCAUGAAGACACUGCAUCUCCGUGUACAAUGUCAGAAUAAUACUGCAAUGCGGAUGGCCCAAUUUUUAGAGGAACAUCCAAAGAUUGCACGUGUCUACUAUCCUGGUCUGCCAAGUCACCCAGAACAUCACAUUGCCAAGAGUCAGAUGACCGGCUUUGGUGGUGUCAUUAGUUUUGAGGUUGCUGGAGACUUUGAUGCUACUAGGAGAUUUAUUGAUUCUGUUAAGAUACCCUAUCAUGCCCCAUCAUUUGGGGGCUGUGAGAGCAUUAUUGAUCAGCCUGCCAUCAUGUCUUACUGGGAUUCAAAGGAGCAGAGAGAAAUCUAUGGAAUCAAGGACAACUUGAUCAGGUUCAGCAUUGGAGUGGAGGAUUUUGAGGAUUUGAAGAAUGACGUUGUUCAGGCGCUUGACAAGAUCUAAGCACCUGAUUGCAUCCUCAUCAUGAGAGUUCAUCUAUCUGAUCUUGUUUGCCUCUGCAUCACGUGGAGAACUUUGAUAUUCCAGCUGAGAAUUGCGAAUAAGUUUCUUCAUUAGUUCCCAUUAUCUAGUCUUUAGUUCCAAUUAAGUUUGUGUCUCUGUUUUUUCCUCUCAAAAUGGCUAUGUUCAGAAUUAUUUUUGAAAUGCUGAAAAUCCACCGUUGUGUUGUGUACUUUUGCUUGCCUGUUGUCCUGUUGGUAGUCGGAACAGAGAAGUUGCUUUGCAUACCGUUGGGAUGCAUUAUACCAGUAGUUUUAUUACGGUUUGAGCCUUGCUAUUGCUGACAUAGAUCACUAUGGGUAUGGGAUGUAUGGAUUCAAUGAGAACAAAGCCCAAUCUCCAUUGCAAGGGUGAAAGGAUGCUGGGGCUUGAUAUCA